This is a messenger RNA of Pyrenophora tritici-repentis Pt-1C-BFP, 1227 nucleotides long. Its product is annotated as PaaJ, Acetyl-CoA acetyltransferase. Gene Ontology annotation, biological process: fatty acid beta-oxidation; phenylacetate catabolic process. Gene Ontology annotation, molecular function: acetyl-CoA C-acyltransferase activity. Gene Ontology annotation, cellular component: peroxisome. NCBI's taxonomy places the organism in Eukaryota, Fungi, Ascomycota, Dothideomycetes, Pleosporales, Pleosporaceae. The record is from RefSeq and is a predicted model, not a curated record.
AUGGCAUCCUUUAGCAGAGCCGCACGGAAUGCAUUGCAAAAGAGCCCCAAUGAUGUUGUCCUCCUUUCUGCAGUCCGGUCACCCAUCAAUCGAAGCUUCAAGGGCGGAUAUAAAGAUGCGCAUCCGGAGGAUAUUUUGAUGCCGGUUAUGAAAGCGGCUGUGCAACGAGCUGGCAUUGAGAAGAGCGACGUGAACGAUGUCAUGAUUGGGAACGUCCUUGCUGAGCUUGGUUUCGCAAAGACGGGACGUAUGGCCCUCAACCAUGCCGGCUUCCCGAAUUCGACAACUUUUCACACCGUCAACCGUCAAUGCUCGAGCAGUCUACAGGCUAUUACCCACAUCUCACAUUCCAUCAUGGUGGGCCAGAUAGACGUGGGGCUCGCUGGCGGUGUAGAAAGCAUGUCAAGAAACUAUGGCUCGCGGGGCGUCCCCACCGACGUCUCGCCCGCCCUUCUCGGAUCGAACGUCAAAGAUGCUCGCGACUGUCUCAUGCCCAUGGGCAUUACAUCUGAGAAUGUAGCAGAGAGAUUCAAGAUCGACCGGAAGUCGCAAGAUGAAUACGCUGUGCGGAGUCACGGUCGCGCAAGUCGCGCUCAGAAAGAAGGGCGUUUUGACUGGGAGCUUGUGCCAGUGACGGUCCAGAGAAUGGACGAGGCAACCGGUCAGCCUGCAGGAUACGAGGUGACCAAAGACGACGGUAUCCGCCAUGGAUUGACAUUUGAGAAGGUGUCAACGCUUAAACCUGUGUUUGGUGAAAACGGCAAGAGCACUGCAGGCAAUUCAUCUCAAAUAUCCGACGGUGCAUCGUCUACCAUUCUUGCUCGACGUUCCUGGGCAGAGGAGCGUGGGCUCCAGCCUCUCGGUCGCUUCGUGGGCACCCAGGUCAAGGGCUGUGCACCAGACGAGAUGGGUAUCAGCCCGAUAUACGCCAUUCCAGCAUUGCUGAAGUGGACAGGUGUCGAACUCAAGGACGUCGAUGUGAUUGAACUGAACGAGGCUUUCGCAAGUCAGACUGUCGCUUGUAUCCGAGAAUUGGGUCUGGACGAAGACAAGGUGAACCCUAAUGGAGGUGCGAUAGCCCUUGGGCACCCAACCGGAGCGACAGGUGCUCGACAGACAGCUACACUAUUUGGUGAGCUUCGACGCCAGGACAAGGAGAUAGGCAUUGUCAGUAUGUGUGCCAGCACCGGCAUGGGCGUCGCAUCCUUGUUUGUGAGAGAAUCAUGA